AUGGGUGUAACUUAUAUGGGACUUGACUGUCUCGCAGACAAGAAAGACCCAUUGUAUCAACACUUUCACACCGUUUCCCAAGAAAAGGUACCUUGGACACAUCAGCCUUGGUAUGGACUAGUGACCGUCUACUUUGCUGUGGCCACAAUAUUUGUGGCCAUGGUGAAGUGUUUCUGGUACAUGUGGAAAGACCACAGGUAUAUUGUGAGCGAGCGGAAGCUUCCAUCGAUAUUGACGUCUUUUGUCAAUGUCACCACCGCCUAUUGCCGUUUAUUUGGAUAUCAGCAGGUGCCGGAACUAUUUGUUAGAUACCUCAGUUUACCAACCUCUCUUGGUUCGUUGAUAUACCUGAUUAUUGCGUCAGGGUACUUACUCUGCUUUUGCUUGGUCCCUCAUUUCUGGUACCGUCAGUGUAGAGGGUUCGGCUCUCCUCCAUUAGCUGUAAGAGCUGGUAUCAUGAGUACGGCGUUGACACCGUUCCUUUUGCUGCUUUCCGGAAAAGUCAACUUCAUUACCACCCUCACUGGCAUUAGCUAUGAAAAGUUAAACUGGCUUCACCAGUUUGUCGGAGUGGCAGCAUUGGUUCUUGCCCUUAUUCAUACAAUUCCUUUUAUCUAUCAGCCUUUGCAAGAGGGAGGGGUGGAGAAUCUUGCUAAAGUGAACAAGGACUAUUUGUACGUUACUGGUUGGCCUGCCACGGUGUUCAUCAUCUUGCUCUGCGCUCUUUUCAAGAAGCAGGUACGGGAGAAGAUGUAUGAGCUUUCUUUCCAUCUUCAUUGGAUCAUGGGCCUCGGGUAUGUUGCUGCUCUUGGUGUACAUGUGUACGACCAGUUGGACCAGCAGCACUACAUCUGGGCCACUGCAGCUAUCUGGGCAGCCCAGUGGAUUUGCAGAGUCGUAUUGAAGACCUUUUGUAGACCAGGAUCGGGAUUCUUCAGGUUGAGAGAAGCUGAGAUCAGAAGGUUGGGCGAGAAUGUCUUUGAGGUGUCCAUCGACAGCAUCAAGGGUUUCUCGUGGCGUCCGGGUCAGCACUGUUUCAUAAGGUUCGUGAACCGCAGAAUCUUAGACAGCCAUCCGUUUUCCAUUGCCACAGUCAAAGAGGACGACAAGUUGAGAUUCAUAAUUGUGCCAAAAGAGGGAUUGACGAGAGAACUCUACGCGGAAUUGGAAAGGGAAGUGGCGGUCAAAAAGAGAGUCCUCUUGGAUGGACCUUACGGCGGGACAUUCCGAAACCACCUAGCGUUUGAUUCUGUUCUCCUUAUGGCCACCGGUUCCGGAGUCACCGUGACGUUGCCGUAUCUUCUAUCGCUAGUCAAAGAGACUAAGCUGGUGACCAGAGUGAUCGAUUUUAGGUGGAUUGUUCGUCAUGAGAGCGACAUUGGGUGGAUCAAAUACGAGCUCAAUGAGGCGUUGGAGGCGGCUGGCAAGAAGCUCCGCAUCCACAUCUACGUAGCAGAGGAAGACGCUUCAAAAGCGAAACCCACCACGGAAAAAGACUCGUGGAGUGGGAAAGAGAAGCUGCUCUCAGAAACCUCCGAGGAUGCAUUACUUAACCAGGGAAUGCAAGUGACAUAUGGUCGUCCGGAUGUCCAUGAUAUAAUGGCCGAGUACCGCCUGGGGUUGUUGCGUCGUAACUUGAUUGUCAGUUCUGGAAGUGACCUCAUGAAGAGGACAGUGAGCCAAGCGGCUGCAGAGUUCCAAGUCGACAUUGUGAGUACCAACAAGCAUCAGCCAUUCAUUGAAGAGGUGUAUCUUCACACGGAGUCGUUUGGAUGGUGA
Molecule: messenger RNA, 1779 nt
Organism: Candidozyma auris
Lineage: Eukaryota; Fungi; Ascomycota; Pichiomycetes; Serinales; Metschnikowiaceae
Product: putative ferric-chelate reductase
Exons: 1
Coding region: 1-1779 (592 amino acids)
Biological process (GO): copper ion import; iron ion transport; intracellular iron ion homeostasis
Cellular component (GO): plasma membrane
Molecular function (GO): ferric-chelate reductase activity
Source: RefSeq, a predicted model, not a curated record